AUGUCAGCCCUGGUCUUCUGCUUUUCUUUCUUUCUUCUACCGCUGCACUCCGCCUAUGGAGACGUGAGCUAUUCUUUUCCGGAGGAGAUGAAACGAGGAUCUGUUAUUGGAAAUAUAGCCAAUGAUCUCGGGCUGGAGGCGAGCAGGCUGUCCGCUCGUAGGGCCCGUGUUGAUACUGAAGGAAACCGAAAACGUUAUUGUGACAUUAAUCUGAGUACCGGGGAGUUGAUUGUUGCGGAGAGGGUUGACAGAGAGGGGCUUUGUGGAGAAAAGGUUUUAUGCAUACUAACAUUCGAGUUGGUCCUAGAGAGUCCACUUGAGUUGCAUCAUAUAUCACUUCAAAUCCAAGAUAUCAACGAUAAUUCACCCAUAUUUCCCAAGGAUUUAAUUAGGGUGGAAAUCAGAGAAUCCGCUGUGAAAGGAGCUCGCUAUCGUGUAAACGCAGCUCACGACGCAGAUACUAGACAAAACGCAGUGCAAAGCUACGUACUACAAAGGAAUAAUCAUUUUGUUUUGGGUUUGCAAACGAAUAAUGCUGGUAUUAAAUACGGUGAGUUAGUUCUGGACAAAGUAUUAGACCGCGAGGAGCAGCAGGAGUUGAAGCUGUUGAUGACAGCUGUAGAUGGGGGCUCUCCGCAGAGAUCAGGUACUGUAGUCAUACACGUCACUGUACUGGAUGCUAACGAUAACGCCCCAGUGUUUAGACAGGCCGUCUAUAAAGCCAGUCUGCCUGAAAACUCUCCUUUAGAUACUGUAGUGGUUACAGUGAGUGCUACAGAUGCAGAUGAGGGAUUGAAUGGAGAAGUGACGUAUGAAUUUAGUCGAGUAUCUGAAACAGCAAGGAAUGUAUUUACUAUGGACCAGAACACAGGAGAAAUUAGAGUGACAGGAGAAAUAGAUUAUGAAGAAGAGACACAAUUUGAACUUUUUAGUGAAGGGAAAGAUGGCUUUGGUCUUUCUUCGGACAGUAAAGUUAUUAUAGACAUUACAGACAUAAAUGACAAUGCCCCUGAGCUAUAUCUAAAAUCUCUGAUUCACUCCAUACCUGAGAACGUGUCACCUGGUACAGAGGUGGGCAUCAUUAACGUGCAGGAUAGAGACUCUGAGAAUAACCGACAGGUCCGCUGCUCCAUUCAGCAAAACGUUCCCUUUAAGCUGGUGCCAUCCAUCAAAAACUACUAUUCUCUGGUGACCACGGGCGAACUGGACCGUGAACUAGUGUCUGAUUACAACAUUACAAUCACUGCCACCGACGAGGGCUCUCCACCUCUAUCCUCCUCUAAAAGUGUUCAGUUAUCUGUAGCUGACGUCAACGACAACCCACCUGUGUUUGAGGAACAGUCCUAUAAAGCCCACGUGACUGAAAAUAACAAACCCGGUAACUCUGUGUGUUCUGUUACUGCACGGGACCCAGACUGGAGACAGAACGGAACAGUGAUUUAUUCUCUCUUACCUGAUGAAGUGAACGGUGUCCCAGUGUCCUCGCUUUUAUCCGUUAACGGAGACACGGGGGUGAUCCACGCUGUGAGGUCGUUUGAUUAUGAGCAGUUCAGGAGUUUUAAAGUCCACGUGAUGGCCAGAGACAACGGUUCUCCUCCGCUCAGCAGCAACGUCACGGUCAGUGUGUUCAUGAUGGAUGUGAAUGACAACUCUCCUCAGAUACUAUACCCCGCCCCAGAGGGGAACUCCUUCAUGACCGAGCUGGUCCCCAAAGCUGCACACCGGGGCUCUCUGGUUUCAAAGGUGAUAGCGGUGGACGCGGACUCCGGGCAGAACGCCUGGCUGUCCUAUCAUAUAGUAAAAUCCACUGAUUUGGGACUUUUCACUAUUGGUCUCCACAGCGGAGAGAUCAAGACAAAGCGGGACAUUUCUGAAUCUGACAGCAUGAAACAGAACCUCAUUGUGUCAGUGAAAGAUAACGGACAGCCCUCUCUCUCUGCCACCUGUAGUAUGUAUUUAGUGAUUUCUGAUAACUUGGCUGAGGUGCCAGAACUGAAACAUAUCUCGUAUGAUGAGAACAAUUCCAAACUCACCUCUUAUCUGAUUAUCGCGCUGGUGUCCGUGUCCACAUUUUUCCUCACCUUCAUUAUUGUCAUCCUGGCCGUGAGGUUUUGCCGCAGGAGAAAGCCAAGACUGUUGUUUGACGGAGCGGUCGCCAUUCCCAGCGCGUAUCUCCCUCCCAACUACACAGAGGGGGGUGGAGUGGGAACUCUCCACAGCACCUACAAUUAUGACGCAUACCUGACGACAGGUUCGCGCACAAGUGACUUCAAGUUCGUCAGAUCUUACAAUGACAACACGCUGUCUUUGGACCAGACACUGAGAAAAACUACAACUGAAUUUGCUGAAGACUUUCGCGAUUCGGAGGGAUCCCCAGAGGUAGGCCUUUAUUUUAACAGACGUGCGUUAUAACUCUAUAGGCUCCGUGGCAGAUGUUUUACAACUGCAGGUCGUUUUUUUUACAAAGUAAUUUUGUUCA
This is a messenger RNA of Oncorhynchus mykiss (rainbow trout), 2479 nucleotides long. RefSeq names its product protocadherin beta-15-like. The record is from RefSeq and is a predicted model, not a curated record. Gene Ontology annotation, molecular function: calcium ion binding. Gene Ontology annotation, cellular component: plasma membrane. Lineage: Eukaryota; Metazoa; Chordata; Actinopteri; Salmoniformes; Salmonidae. Gene Ontology annotation, biological process: homophilic cell-cell adhesion.